Molecule: messenger RNA, 324 nt
Organism: Miscanthus lutarioriparius
Lineage: Eukaryota; Viridiplantae; Streptophyta; Magnoliopsida; Poales; Poaceae
Source: the annotation of a GenBank genome assembly
AUGGCGGCAGCCAAGCAGACAGAACCAAAGAGAAGAUCAGAAUUCAGAAAUGGGAUGACUUACGAUCGCCUGAGGUUGACGAUGUCGUUGAGGGGAGUCAAAGACCUUGUCGCGAUGUUAGCCGUCACCUCCACAAGGAUGUCAGAAGGGAGCCCAGCGAUGUUCAUGCCCAAAUCUGCCAAGCUCGCGUUCGCCGUCGUCCUUUGCCUUCUUGAGGCUUCUCCUACGGCCAAACAAGCACGUGUAAGCAUAGCUAAUUGUAGAAAAGUCGUAGGAGGUGGAAAAGAAGUUGGUCUGUGGUCUUUAGAUGGUCCUGGAAUCUGA